Molecule: messenger RNA, 188 nt
Organism: Racocetra persica
Lineage: Eukaryota; Fungi; Glomeromycota; Glomeromycetes; Diversisporales; Gigasporaceae
Source: the annotation of a GenBank genome assembly
GCCCUUCUUCUGUCAUAACUUUAGAAAGAAACACAGCAGAGCAACCAGAAUUUGUAGUAGAUUGGUUUCAAGAAACAAUAAAAGAUUUUGAUAGAUAUCAUGUUACUUUUGGAUAUAUUAAAAUACAAUUCAAUUUAGAAAAAAGCUUCUUUACUAGUCCAAAUACAAAUUCAUAUUAUGAAACGUGA